UAGGAUCGGGAUCGGGAUCGGAAUCGGCAUCGGCGACACUGACGGACCACCGACGACCACCAACUGCAGACUUGGGAUCGCGAUAGAGAUAGAGGAGAGUUCGUGUGCGUGGGGAGUGGAUGGAGCUGGCCGGGAUUCACAUUCAGAUCCAGAUCCAUUUUUUGCAACUGCUGCUGCUGCUGCUGCUCCUGAUCAAUUCCAGCAGUGUCCAGGCACUUUCCGAGCAUCACUGGGAUAACCUGGAAGGCCACCAUCACAGGAUGCCCGAGAGGUGCACGUAUCUGCUGCAGGAGGAGCAGGUCCUCGAGCGAAAGUGCGGCGGCACCUAUCCCCUGAUGGCCUUCACCAAGUACCGCGACACGUUCGUCAAGACGGGCGAACCGUUCGCACUGUACAUGCCCAAAACACUGGAUCACGUGAUGGUUGUGAUGAAGGAUUCCGCGUUGCAGAACUGCGCCCGCUUCCAGAUGGGCGAUAUGCGGACCUUCUUCUGCCUGGACGACAACGCAAACGAAACGAUCAGGCUGGAGGACGCCCACAUGUUCUGCUUCCCGUUUCACAUCCAGCUGCCGGACGACCUCAUGCAGGAGUGCCUCUCCGAGAACAAUAUGAAACAGCGCUUCCUGGACGAUGUCCUCCGCACCCGGCGCGGCGUCAUCCACUACACCUUCGGGGACAGUCGGGGCCACCGCCACAUCCCCGGCUGUCGGCCGCCCCUCGCGCUCCUCCUCCUCCUGCCGCCGCUGAUUCUCCUGCCAAUAAGUCGUAAACUUUUAUGCGAGCUGCCAUAAAGAUUGAUCGGUUAAGCCAGAGGGGAUCUAUAUAUAUAUAUAGUAUCGAUAUAUAUAUAUGUAACGAGAGCAUUAAGAAAAUUGCUAAAAACCAAAGGGAGGGUUGGGUAAACAUCCAUAUCGGUGGAUCGGUGGUCGGGUUUGGUCUGGACUUAUCGCUGGCCUUGCUCCUGGCCAUCUCCUCCGAACCGCGGGGCCCUUGUUGGGUAUUUUUUAUUUUAUGGCAAACAAAUUAAACAGUAUUAACGCA
Messenger RNA from Drosophila ficusphila, 1041 nucleotides. RefSeq lists its product as uncharacterized. Lineage: Eukaryota; Metazoa; Arthropoda; Insecta; Diptera; Drosophilidae. The transcript has a single exon. The coding region runs from base 120 to 791 and encodes 223 amino acids. The record is from RefSeq and is a predicted model, not a curated record.